Molecule: messenger RNA, 3567 nt
Organism: Corythoichthys intestinalis (scribbled pipefish)
Lineage: Eukaryota; Metazoa; Chordata; Actinopteri; Syngnathiformes; Syngnathidae
Exons: 3
Coding region: 434-1261 (275 amino acids)
Source: RefSeq, a predicted model, not a curated record
UUUUUAAUACCGUUUGAGACCAAGCUCAGGUAUUUUAAUUUUUCAUGUUCCUUAUCCGAUUAAUCUCGAUUAUUCGAACUAACUAGUUCAUCGAUUAAUCGACUACUAAAAUAAUCGAUAGCUGCAGCCCUAAAUCGAAUAUUUAUUCAUUACUAAACAUCAAAAAUACUUGUUGACGUACAACUUUGAAAGUAUUUUCCGGAGCCAAUUCAGAAGUGCAUUCUGGGAAAAGUGUUUCUCUUGUGAUCGUUGUCAAAACGAUUCAAAACACACCCGAAUGCACAACAAAAUCCCAAGUUUUUCAGUGCAUCUAAUGCAUUUUCACAUCACAACAUUUUUGGAAUUAUUUUGUUGAAUGAACUGCGUACCUGUAAAUCAGAAAUGAGAUGCAGUACACAGUUUACGCAUCGUGAGGCGCUAAAAUGCAAAGAAGAUGUCAGCCUUAUGGAAACUUUCAUUUGGUUCCUUGAUCAAACAGUGGCAUCUUUUGAAAACAUCGAUCCUUGGCGAGAGCAUAUCGAUAACGGAACAGGAUACAGUGUGUCACAAUACAUCACCGUAUCCAUAUAUUGUCACACUCCUGCCUGUUUUUCCUGUAGCGUUGAAGGUGCCGCCCAGUGUGGAAGACGUCAUGCAUCUGUGCGACGAUAUCUCAGCUAAAAAGAAACGCAAGGUGAGGGUCAGAAGCGCGGGCAAGGGAGCCCUGAUGGCGGGGGGCAGCGCCUUCGUCGGAGGCCUGCUGGGCGGACCGCCUGGCAUCGCCGUCGGGGGCGUCAUAGGAGGCCUGCUGGGGGGCUGGACGGCCGGCGGUCAGUUCCGUCCUCUUCCUCAGAUCCUGGCCGAGCUCCCGCCGGCGCAGCGGCAGAAACUGUACGAGGACGUGUCCGCCGUCCUGUUGGGUCUGGACUGGACGGACGCGGCCCUGCUGCUCGCCUUGGUGAUGGGCAACCCCAGGAUGGAAGACGUCAUGUGUCUGUGCUGCGAUAUCCCAGCUCAAGAGCGAAUCAAGGUGGCGGUCAGAGGCGCGGGCAAGGGAGCCCUGAUGGCGGGGGGCAGCGCCUUCGUCGGAGGCCUGCUGGGCGGACCGCCUGGCAUCGCCGUCGGGGGCGUCGUAGGAGGCCUGCUGGGGGGCUGGAUGGCCGGCGGUCAGUUCCGUCCUCUUCCUCAGAUCCUGGCCGAGCUCCCGCCGGCGCAGCAGCAGAAACUGUACGAGGACGUGUUGGCCGUCCUGUUUUGUCUGGACUGGACGGAGGCGGACUAGCCGCUCGCCUUGGUGAUAGGCAACCCCAAGCUGCAGCAGCAGUUGGUGGCCGCCUUGGCCGCCUUGUUCAACUAAGUCACCAAGGAGCUCCGAGCCGAGGUGCGCUACAAGGACUGACGACCAGGGCUGGCCCAGGCCGUUUGGGGUCCCUGAGCAAAAAAAUGCAAAGGGGCCCAUAUUUUUGGCCCACCAUUUCGUCAAAGUGUACUGUGAAACCCAUACAUGCAAGCCAACCCAUACGUCCAUAUUUUGUGUAUUAAUCAGAUUUUGUUGCACUGCAUACUUCAAACUUCUCACCCCAAAUGAUUUUCAGUACUUACAGUAGAUUGCGCCAAAACUGAAAGUUAACUUAAGUUAAGAAUUAACUUUUUUUUGAGCUUGUAAUCAAGUAUCAAAACUCACAAAAGUCAAAUAAAGCAAACGGCAGUAAACAAAAUAGAAUAUAAAUUAAACCAUUGCAAGAUUGGGGGCCCCCUAGUGGUCAGGGGCCCUAAGCAGCUGCAUAGUCUGCGUAUAGGCGGGGCCGGCCCUGCUGACGACGUGUGCACAUUUAUUAUGUACACAAAAUAGAGCCAGUUCGCGGACAGACGUGCUUAACCUAUUGGUCGUCUUGUCAGUCCUCCCCAUCAAAAUGGAUUGUCAUUGACACUGAAACAGCCCUCAUACACGGUGAAAAGGAUUGGACGUCUCUUGCCGUUAAGAAAUGCAUAUGAAAAACACUCUUUAUGAGCAACUAAAAUGUAUAUUCUGUGAAUACUCUCGAUACUUCUGUGCUGGCAGUGAAUGUGUUUAAUGUAACCAUUAAAAAUGCAAUCAAUUUUAUAUUCCCAGGCAAACAAUAAGUUUUUAUGUCAAUAUCACUUGCUUUUCAAAUUCAGUUUUACUUUUACAGAAGUUUUUGGUUUUUGAUCCCCCCACUAUUUUUUGUUUUAUUUAAAGAGGCCCUCAAAUCAUUUUCCGAUAUUUUGAACUGUAAGAUAUGGGAGUGUGGAAGUGUGUUAUCUAUCCAAGUAGUAUUUUUGAUUGCAAUCACGUUAAGUUUCUCAUUUUCUCCCAAAGACUCUGGAGUUUUUGGAGUUUUUCCUUGCCAACAUGGAGGGUCUAAGGAUGGGGGAUGCCCAGGACUUGAACUUUAUUUAUUCAUCUUUGUUUGCUUCAUUUGCUGUUUCUGAUUGUGUGUCAUAUUGCCUCUGCAAAGCCCUUUGAGACAACCUUGUUGUGAUUAAGGGCUAUAUAAAUAGAAUUGAACUGAAGUUAAAUCCUCCUGCAGAUGGUAGUUUUUGAACUUGUGCAAGGUGUGAUGUCGCACCACGCCUUAUGAAGCAAGUACAUGCCCUCUUUCUUGUUCCUUCACAGCCACUAGUAUGGGGAGUGCUGAGAAAAGCCGCUUGGAGGGUGCCAAUUCCUGGAUCUAAAAUGUGCCAUUUUGAGUGGUCGCAAGCAAGAUAAUAUUCAGAAAUGACUUUGAUAUUACACUUCAACGCAAGGUCCCAAAAUGGGACGUUUUUUCCUAUGUGUCGCAAAAACAAAUCAGCACACAAGGGUUAAGAGGAGGACGCCUUGAGCCUAAACGUGUUUGUGUUUAGGUCACUUUUUGCAUUGAUAAGGUAAUUUACGAUAUCAAAAUAUGUGACGGCUGGCAAGAAUGUCGGGUCUUUGGUAAAGUCCUCUUUUUGAAGGGUAUAUGGAUCCUUCCCUGCAAUCAAUCCUAUCUUAGCGUCAUACCGAUGGCGUUCAUUUGCUCCCAAACUAUCUCUAUAAGACGUUGCCAUUCCUGAAGGAAGUCAUUUAGAAGUCCUAAGUUUCGUUGCAGUUGUAAUGCCCGAAGUAGCGAUCGUUCUUCCAACAAACAUGGCGGACCGGAAGUGGCAAAUUUUAUCAUGGGAACGGUGUAUUUGUUUUUUUAGAAUUAAAAAAUAUAUAUUAAAACUAAAUAUCAGUGGUGGAAUGUUCGUUACUGAACUUAAGUACACUUUCUGUGUAUCUGUCCUUGAGUACAAAUAUGAAGUGGUUCUUUUUACUUAUACAGCCCGUAUCUAUACUUUUUACUCCGCUACUUUUCAAAUUGUCACCUGAGUUACACGUUACUUUUGUUUAGAUUGGGGUUUUUUCUCUCUCUCUCUCUCAUUGUGAAUUAAUAGUUUUGUUUUCUUGCCUCCGGCGCAAUCAAUAAUCGUUGAGCACUAGAGGCAGCAACAGCAGUAUGCUGCUGUGGAAUCUUUUUUCUUUUUUGUACUUAUGUCUAAUACUGUGUCAAUGUUUACACUUGGUACUUAAGGGUAUUUAUUAUAUGGGUUUUGCACUUU